CUCAAACAGGCAGAUAAAGAGAGAUCAAAGAGAUGAGGGUGAGAUACAGUCCCCUCGUACCCAAGGAGACGGGGAGGUUACAGACAAGGAAAAGCUGAGAAAAAUCACCUCUGAUAAAGACCACAGAAGUUGCCCGGGAGGUGUUUGGUACCCUUGGAGUUAGUUACAUUUGUGGGGUGGAUGGGCAGAAGUCAGAUUUCAUAGCACUGAGGACGCAGCACAAGGAGAAAUUCAAGAUCAAUUCCUAAGGCAACUUGGCACUAAAAAACAUGAAGUAUGUUCUGAAGGCUUUACCCUGGGGAUAAGGGAACGGAGGCGAUAACAGCAGAAGUGGCAGCCACUGGCAAUCCUUUCUUUCCAUGUUUUGGCUUCUACUCCAAAGCCACUUAUUAGUGCAUUCGGCAAAAAGUUUCUUGUCCUUUUUGGAAUAAAGCUCAGAUCCUAAGCUCCAUUCACACCUGCGUGAUAAUGAACCAGCUAGCACUGUAAUCAGGAAGCAUGCAAAGUUCUAAAUCUUAGACCAGAAAGUGAAAGCAAAAAUAAAUUCCCCUUCAGUCAAAUCUGCAGCAGCAUGACUUAAGAUUAAAUUCAUAUAUUGAAAAUAUUGUCCAGACCCCGUGUGACAGAACAGGAGCCUGUGCAGUGCUAUGAAGAACUUCUGCAAUGGUUAAUUCACACAGAAAACCAAUGUUUACUAUUCACACAGGAUUUUACUGCUUAGUAGCCAUCUUGCUCCAGAUAUGCAUUUGUUCUCAAUUCUCAGUGCCAUCUAGUCAUCACUUUACUGAGGAUCCUGGGGCUUUUCCAGUAGCCUCCAAUGGGGAACCAUUUCCUUGGCAGGAGCUAAGACUCCCCAAUGUGGUCAUUCCCCUCCAUUAUGACCUCUUUGUCCACCCCAAUCUCACCUCUCUGGACUUUGUUGCAUCUGAGAAGAUUGAGGUCUUGGUCAGCAAUGCUACCCAGUUUAUCAUCUUGCACAGCAAAGAUCUUGAAAUCACAAAUGCCACCCUUCAGUCAGAGGAAGAUUCAAGAUACAUGAAAUCAGGAAAAGAGCUGAAAGUUUUGAGUUAUCCUGCUCAUCAACAAAUUGCACUGCUGGUUCCAGAGAAACUUAUGCCUCACCUGAAAUACUAUGUGGCUAUUGACUUCCAAGCCAGGUUAUCUGAUGGCUUUAAAGGGUUUUAUAAAAGCACAUACAGAACUCUUGGUGGUGAAACAAGAAUACUUGCAGUAACAGAUUUUGAGCCAACCCAGGCACGCAUGGCUUUCCCUUGCUUUGAUGAACCGUUGUUCAAAGCCAACUUUUCAAUCAAGAUACGAAGAGAGAGCGGGCAUACUGCACUAUCCAACAUGCCAAAGGUGAAGACAAUUGAACUUGAAGGAGGUCUUUUGGAAGAUCACUUUGAAACUACUGUAAAAAUGAGUACAUACCUUGUAGCCUACAUUGUUUGUGAUUUCCACUCUGUGAGUGGCAUCACCUCAUCAGGAGUCAAGGUGUCCAUCUAUGCAUCCCCAGACAAACGGAAUCAAACACAUUAUGCUUUGCAGGCGUCACUGAAGCUACUUGAUUUUUAUGAAAAGUACUUUGAUAUCAACUAUCCACUCCCCAAACUGGAUUUGAUUGCUAUUCCUGACUUUGCAUCUGGAGCCAUGGAAAAUUGGGGUCUCAUUACAUAUAGGGAGACAUCACUGCUUUUUGACCCGAAGACCUCUUCUGCUUCUGAUAAACUGUGGGUCACCAGAGUCAUAGCCCAUGAAAUGGCACACCAGUGGUUUGGCAACCUGGUCACCAUGGAAUGGUGGAAUGAUAUUUGGCUUAAUGAAGGUUUUGCAAAUUACAUGGAACUUAUUGCUGUUAAUGCUACAUAUCCAGAGCUGCAAUUUGAUGACCAUUUUUUGGAUGUGUGUUUUGAAGUAAUUACAAAAGAUUCAUUGAAUUCAUCCCGCCCUAUCUCCAAACCAGCAGAAACUCCGACUCAAAUACAGGAAAUGUUUGAUGAAGUUUCCUAUAACAAGGGAGCUUGUAUUUUGAAUAUGCUCAAGGAUUUUCUGGGUGAGGAGAAAUUCCAGAAAGGAAUAAUUCAGUACUUAAAGAAGUUCAGCUAUAGAAAUGCUAAGAAUGACGAUUUGUGGAACAGUCUGUCAAAUAGUUGUUUAGAAAGUGAUUUUACAUCUGGUGGAGUUUGUCAUUCGGAUUCCAAGAUGACAAAUAACAUGCUCACCUUUCUGGGGGAAAAUGCAGAGGUCAAAGAGAUGAUGACUACGUGGACUCUCCAGAAAGGAAUCCCCCUGCUGGUGGUUAAACAAGACGGACGUUCACUCCGACUGCAACAGGAACACUUCCUCCAGGGGGUUUUCCAGGAGGACCCUGAAUGGAGGGCCCUGCAGGAGAGGUACCUGUGGCAUAUCCCAUUGACCUACUGCACGAGUUCCUCUAAUGUGAUCCACAGACACAUUCUAAAAUCAAAGACAGAUAUUCUGGAUUUACCUGAAAAGACCAGUUGGGUGAAAUUUAAUGUGGACUCAAAUGGUUACUACAUUGUUCACUAUGAGGGUCAUGGAUGGGACCAACUCAUCACACAGCUGAAUCAGAACCACACACUUCUCAGACCUAAGGACAGAAUAGGUCUGAUUCAUGAUGUGUUUCAGCUAGUUGGUGCAGGGAGACUGACCCUAGACAAAGCUCUUGACAUGACUCACUACCUCAAACAUGAAACAAGCAGCCCCGCACUUCUCAAAGGUCUGAGUUACUUGGAAUUGUUUUACCACAUGAUGGACAGAAGGAAUAUUUCAGAUGUCUCUGAAAACCUCAAGCGUUACCUUCUUCAGUAUUUUAAGCCAGUGAUUGACAGGCAAAGCUGGAGUGACGAGGGCUCAGUCUGGGACAGGAUGCUCCGCUCGGCUCUCUUGAAGCUGGCCUGUGACCUGAACCAUGCUCCUUGCAUCCAGAAAGCUGCUGAACUCUUCUCUCAGUGGAUGGAAUCCAGUGGAAAAUUAAAUAUACCAACAGAUGUUUUAAAGAUUGUGUAUUCUGUGGGUGCUCAGACGACAACAGGGUGGAAUUACCUUUUAGAGCUAUAUGAACUGUCAAUGUCAAGUGCUGAAAAAUACAAAAUUCUGUAUGCUUUGUCAACGAGCAAGCAUCAGGAAAAGUUACAGAAGUUAAUUGAACUAGGAAUGGAAGGAAAGGUUAUCAAGACACAGGACUUGGCAGCUCUCCUUCAUGCAAUUGCCAGACGUCCAAAGGGGCAGCAACUAGCGUGGGAUUUUGUAAGAGAAAAUUGGACCCAUCUUCUGAAAAAGUUUGACUUGGGCUCAUUUGCCAUAAGGAUCAUCAUCUCUGGCACAACAUCUCACUUUUCUUCCAAGGAUAAGUUGCAAGAGGUGAAACUAUUUUUUGAAUCUCUCGAGGCUCAAGGAUCACACCUGGAUAUUUUUCAAAUUGUUCUGGAAACGAUAACCAAAAAUAUAAAAUGGCUGGAGAAGAAUCUUCCCACUCUGAGGAUGUGGCUACUGGUUAAUACUUAAAUGGUCAAUAGAAAAAGUAGGCCGGGCGCGGUGGUUCACGCCUGUAAUCCCAGCACUUUGGGAGACCCAGGCGGGCUGAUCACGCCAUCAGGAGAUUGAGACCAUCCUGGCUAAUGUGGUGAAACCCCGUCUCUACUAAAAAUACACAAAAUCUAAUGUGGUGGUGGGCGCCUGUAGUCCCAGCUACUCGGGAGGCUGAGGCAGGAGAAUGGCGUGAACCUGGGAAGUGGAGCUUGCAGUGAGUCGAGAUUGCGCCACUGCACUCCAGCCUGGGCGACUGAGCGAGACUCUGUCUCAAAAAAAAAAAAAAAAAAAAAAAGAAAAAAAGAAAAGAAAAGAAAAGAAAAAGUGCAUCAGACAUGACUACCUGCAUGAAGUUACACAGGGUAACACCAGCAAAGCUCAAGUCGAGAGCUGUGGAUAUUUUGUCUAAUCAACAAGAAGUUUCAAGAAAUUAGACAGUGCAGUUGUCUGCUUUCAGCUAUCAUAUCCAGCCAAAAGAUGCAUGAUGAUGGAGUGGUGGGGGAAGGCCAGUUCAGUAUCCUAUUUAAAAGUAAACUUCCCGAAUAAUGGAUUUAUGUGGAGAUACAGACAUAGAUAUAUAGAUAUAGCUGUAAUUAUUUAGCCUCAAGUGACUUUCGCCAUUGCUUCAUGCUAUGCCACUGUUUAGCUUCUUUAAUUUUUUUUUUAACCUUGUAUUCUAUAGUUUGCCCAACCAGUUUUACGUCCAAGAAAAAUUAGCCGAUGCAUAAAAGAUACAAACUAUGAAAGGCAAGGAUCAGGAAACCAGAGACUUGUCACCACAUCUCAGAUUAUCAGAAACUAGAUGUCAGGGUUUAUCAAGAAGGCCAGGAAGGCCUUUUGGGUUAAGUCUUACAUUCAUGAAGAAUCUCAAGGGUAGAUUUUUGAGAUCAUUCCAAAUGAAUGGUCUCUGGUCAAAUGAAUGAAUCUGCCUUACAGAGAUACAAGAGGGAAAGGAAUAUAAUUCAUACCAUUUGGUUUAAGUCUUACAUUCAUGAAGAACCUCAAGGGUAGAUUUUUGAGACCAUUCCAAAUGAAUGGUCUCUGGUCAAAUGAAUGAAUCUGCCUUCACAGAGAUACAAGAGGGAAAGGAAUAUAAUUCAUACCAUUUGGUUUAAGCCUUACAUUCAUGAAGCACCUCAAGGGUAGAUUUUUGAGAUCAUUCCAAAUGAAGUUGAAUCUGCCCUCACAGAGAUACAAGAGAGAAAGGAAUAUAAUUCAUAUACCAUUGCAUUUUUAAUAAAUCUUUUGAAAUUUGCAGAAUUAGAUUGCAUUGUAUAUUUUGGGUUAAAUCAUAAUUGAAUGUAAAUAUUUAAAUGCAUCACCAUAUUUGAUAACCCAGCUUAGCAUUUCUUCAUAUUUUAAGGAAACUCCCCACCUCCUUCUUUUAAGGGCGCCUCUUGCUCUCUGAAAUGCCCUGCUAAAUGCUUCUCUUAAUUAUUUGAAUAAGGUAGUUUCGAAUAAAGAAAGAAAAGAUCACUCUAUAUAUAGAUAGUAAACUUAAUUUGUGAUCCUAUAUAUGAGACAGUAUGAAAAUACAGGUAAGUUUUAGAAAGACUCAAAACAAUACGUAAAUGACUGAUGUUUGCAUGAUUAAGGAAAACUGGGGAUGUUGGGUCAAGAGGGGAAAGCGUUAUUCAAUCCACUUUGGAGCAAUAUCGUGAAGGUCAAUUAUAAUUCCAUAUACCUUUCUUUGAUGCCACAGUCAGAGACAGCAUACAGUUUGGGUGGCCAUGGACGUGCCCCAAUAGGUUACACAUUUUUUUGUUAAAUUUGUUUUCAGAUCAUUUCAUGGAAUCUUUGACGUAUCUUUGACUCUAACUUGGACUUAGUGGUGGACCUACCUUGGUUUUUAUAACACCUAAGUGAUAUCCUUUAGAAUUACAUGUAUUUUAGCUUAAGGAAAUUGAAAAAGUAACACAUACUGGUUUUUUCAACAAGACCAUAUGUAAAUUAAAUAGUAAAAUGUGUAUGAGUUUCAGUAAAACUGUACCAUCAACAAUGUUUCCAUAAAUAUGCAGAGUUCUUUCUUCUGUUUUGUUAUUUACAAUAUUGUUAUAUUGAAUGCAUUUGCAAUUUCUAGGAUUCUAAACAAUUGAGUACAGAAAGUAGUAAUUUUAUUAUUUGAUGAUAAUAUGAGAAUUACUGUGCCAAUACUGUUUUGUUGAAUAAAUAGACUUUUAAAAAUAAAUGUAUUGUACUUA
Piliocolobus tephrosceles (Ugandan red Colobus) is the source of this 5753-nucleotide messenger RNA. It is a transcript of the gene ERAP2, whose product is annotated as endoplasmic reticulum aminopeptidase 2. Gene Ontology annotation, cellular component: membrane; cytoplasm. The transcript has 19 exons. Gene Ontology annotation, molecular function: peptide binding; metalloaminopeptidase activity; zinc ion binding. The record is from RefSeq and is a predicted model, not a curated record. The coding region runs from base 664 to 3528 and encodes 954 amino acids. Lineage: Eukaryota; Metazoa; Chordata; Mammalia; Primates; Cercopithecidae. Gene Ontology annotation, biological process: proteolysis; peptide catabolic process.